Molecule: messenger RNA, 1851 nt
Organism: Psilocybe cubensis
Lineage: Eukaryota; Fungi; Basidiomycota; Agaricomycetes; Agaricales; Agrocybaceae
Exons: 7
Coding region: 1-1851 (616 amino acids)
Cellular component (GO): periplasmic space
Molecular function (GO): lyase activity
Source: RefSeq, a predicted model, not a curated record
AUGUUACUACGUCAUUCUCGUCUUUCAGGCUCUGUGAUCCACGGCAUUUUUAUCAUUUUGGCUGCUACUUGUGCUCUAGGCGAUCCUAAUGAUUGGGUCAACAUUGACUAUAUCAUUUCACAGUCGUCAGCCGACAGCUCAAGCGCGCUCGUCUCUUCAACAAAGGAAGCACAAGCGGGUAUCAUUCGAAGUGCAACCGAUUUGGCUAGUAAAGGUCCUUGGAGCGUGGUCGACUCCUCUCAAAUUCCGUUACCUCCCAGCCAAAACCCACACGACUAUUUGAGCUGGGCACCAUAUCACUGGCCCCAAUGUAAUUGGUGCAGUGCAACUGGGCGCACCCAUCUUGUUCACACUGGAGAUAGCUCAAAAAAUGAUUCUAAAAGCAAUACAAGUGAAACCGGUCCCGUCGAAGGAGAAGAUUAUAAUGAAAGUAAAUUCUCGCAAUUCUUCGUACACAAUUACGGGAGCAACGGUUCUAUUAUCUCGUUAACUUCAAUCUCUGCUAUUCAGACUGCUGGUGACAGGGGUUCAACUUUUCUGCAUACUACCACCGCCAUCACUGAGGCUGCUGCUUCCCCAAAACCGACUUCGACUGUUGUUCUCGAUUCUCCAAUGUCAUCUUCAAAUCCACCUUCAACAUCAAAUUCAAAAUCUGCUGGACUAGCUCAAGCCGCAGCGAAAACCACAGAAUCCUCAUGCACUGCCUCACCUACCAGAGCCUUAGCUCCUAGCGCAACCUGGACGACUUGUAGCUAUAUCAGCAAAGACGGUUUUGUCAACCCCGACACCCGAAUGUUGAAAGGACCAGACGCAAUCAACGCUGUUUCUCAGGCGGCGCUUUACAACGCCGUUGCGUAUGCGUUACAAAUGACUUCUAAAUAUUCCAAAAAUGUUGCAACUUUCGUGGAUACUUUUUUCCUGAAUACCUCAACAAAAGUGAAUCCGAAUGUGGAUUUUGGUCAGAUUGUCCGAGGACCAGGCGAAUCCGGACGCACUGGAACAUUCACUGGAAUUCUUGAUCUUCGUGGCUUGGUUAAGAUUGUGAACAGCGUUUCUAUCUUGAAGGCGUUAGACAGCCCAGAUUGGUCGAAAGACAGAGACAACAAAUUAAUCUCCUGGUUUUCUACAUACAUCACUUGGUUAUCUACCAGUGGUAUAGGGCAAAAGGCUGGCACUCGUCCAAACAAUCAUGCGACAUUUUAUACAUCACAACUUGCAGCGGCCAAAUUCUAUACAGGAGAUCGUGCAGGCGCCAUCACUGAUUUAAAACGAUUUUGUUCAACGACUUUUCUUGACCAGGUGGCCAAAAAUGGAGAACAACCAUUUGAAGCUGUGCGCUCUCGGCCAUUCCAUUAUCGAUGCUUCAAUCUAGAGGCUUUGAUAACCAACGCGAAAUUGGGAGAUCAGAUGGGUAUCGAUUUAUGGUCGUGCAAGUCACGAUAUGGGGCUACCAUACAAACCGCCCUUGAUUUUCUGAUGACUACGGAUCCUGGGGAAGAAGACAAAUCUCAACUGAACCCACAUGUCGCAACGAUUUCAUCGGUAUAUGGAGACCCAACGGGAAAGUAUAUGUCGUUCCUGAAGGACAACGAACCGAACUAUCAGAGAAAAGCAUAUUGGUUUUAUGACCAGACAGCAGCAUUUUCAGUUGCUCCUGCUUCAAGGAAGAAGGCUCGAUCCAUAAUAUGGAAGAAGGAAGUUCCAUUGUUGCUAUCCUCUAUCCCUGCAUCCGGAGUGAAUGUUACAUUCGUGUGCCCUGCUGUCUUUCAAGAUGCGGCGGCUGUUGAGAUUGAAGACGAUGUAUUUGUGACUUGCGACCAGCUGCGUCCUUUCUACGAGGAUGGCAUAUAA